Molecule: messenger RNA, 408 nt
Organism: Candidula unifasciata
Lineage: Eukaryota; Metazoa; Mollusca; Gastropoda; Stylommatophora; Geomitridae
Source: the annotation of a GenBank genome assembly
AUGCACAGGGUAUGGAUUGGAUACGGAGUGAAGCCCCAGUCACAUCAAACGUACCAUUUACAAUCAUUUUUGAAGCAGAGGAACUUAGUGUCAACAGUUCAUCCUUAUCAGUUGAUGACUUCUCAUUGUCAAAUGGAGCAUGUAGCACACAUGGUAAUUGUUGUCAUGUGAGAAAAUGUCAAGUAACAAACUCCUGUAACUUUGAAGAGGAUUAUUGUCUGUGGACCAAUCUCGGAGGUGAGACUGAUACCCAAAAUGUCCUAGCCUACUACUGGAAACGCUAUCAGGGUCUACAGAGGACUGCCAGUUUUGCCCCAGUGAUUGACCACACAACUCAGACAGUCCAUGGCUACUACAUGCUUGUGGAGUCAUCACUGGCAGAUACAGGCUCCUUGGCCCGCCUCUACA